Messenger RNA from Aspergillus chevalieri, 1140 nucleotides. RefSeq lists its product as uncharacterized. The transcript has a single exon. Lineage: Eukaryota; Fungi; Ascomycota; Eurotiomycetes; Eurotiales; Aspergillaceae. The record is from RefSeq and is a predicted model, not a curated record. Gene Ontology annotation, molecular function: (3R)-hydroxyacyl-[acyl-carrier-protein] dehydratase activity. Gene Ontology annotation, cellular component: mitochondrion. Bases 1 to 1140 code for a protein of 379 amino acids.
AUGAAAAGGGAUGCAUUGCAAUGCUUGCGCUUGAGACAAGGAGUCACAGCAGCCUCAUCGCGCUCAUGCUCCUCACUCUCUGAACGCCUAAACCGGGAAUUGACAACACGGAAGCUUCCUCUAUUCUAUGAUUACCUAUAUCCCCAGCCGUCUCAUUUACUAAAUCUGACAUUAACUGAUCUGUUCCCAAAUCAACAGCCAUUUGCGCUGGAGAGCAGGACUCUUCCCUCAAUUGAGACCACGCGUCAUAUGGCACCAGGCCAUCACUUGGUCUAUUUUCCUCCUCAAGUUACACUUUCCCAGGUACUACCUGAUGGUACUGAUAUCUUACAUAGCCCCGGAGCCCCAUUCAACAGGCGUCUAUGGGCGGGCGGGAAAGUAAGGUUUCCGACGCUGAGUGGCCCGCUUCUAGAUGGCAGUAGAGCUGUAUGCCUGGAAACGAUUCGUGGCGUGACGGUCAAAGGCCUAGAAGGAGAGGAGAAGAUUGUGGUCAGCAUCGAAAGGAGGAUGGGCGUCGUGAAAGAACGGGAGGAGGAGCACAAAAUAAGAGAGAGAAUAUGGACAGAGAACGAGGAAGAAAACGGACAGGCCUCGGUCAUUGAGACUCGGAAUUUGAUCUUUAUGCGUGAAAAGACUCAGGAACAGCUCGAAAAAGAAAAAAAGAAUUUUGAGGAAAAUAAGAGGAACAUUAAAUGUGCGCUUCGCUUCGAUUCGUGUUAUGGGAAUAGGAUGAUACUGACUCUCCUGCUUCUGUCCAAAGCUCCCUCAGAUGCCGAAUUUUGUCAAAAAAUAAGACCAAACAAGUCCUUGCUCUUUCGGUUUUCGGCUCUCACAUUUAAUGCCCAUUUGAUUCAUCUCGACAAAACUUACACCCAACAAAUCGAAGGUUACCGGAACCUUCUUGUACAUGGUCCUUUGACUCUGACCUUGCUGCUUACGGCCAUGCAAGGGCAUCUACAAUCCCGGCAUUUCAUAAAGGAUAUUGAAUAUAGAAACUUGGCUCCACUUUACGUUGACGAGGAGUUGACAGUCUGCGGUAAGCCGAAGAUUGGCAGAAGGACUGGUGCAUGGGACGUGUGGAUUGAAGGUUCUCAAGGAGGUCUUGCCGUGCGAGGCACCGUGCAAACAGGAGCUGUAUAG